ACACAGAACGAUCGCAAAGUGACAAGAUCUCCCCAUACUGCCAGACAACAUCCACAACGGUAUAAGACAACAAAAACCAAAGCAACAGCAGAAAUAAGACGAGGAACAGAAGGAAACGUCUGCGGCAGUUGAACCAGGGAUUGCCAUUGGAUCACUUUAUACCGGCACAUAGCGACUUGCUCUUGAGGAUAAUCAUAUGCGCAGACGCCGUUCUCUGGCCCAAAGUCGCGCGUGCAGAGUGGAGGUUGCGCUUGGAAGUGUACGAAACUUUUUUUAGUUUGUUUGUUUGUUCUGUUUUGCCUGUGACGUUUUGAAAUUUGAUUUAUUAAACGUCGACUUCACGUUAUACUGUGGCGAAAAAAGGAGGACCGUAGUGUGGACUUUCUCCCGUUUCUUUAUUUAUUAUUAUUUUAUUUGACUGCUAUUGUUAUUAUUUAUAUUAUUAUAUUUUCUGGAGGAGCGCUAUAACGUUAAAGAAGUUCAUUUUAGUGGAUUCGACGCAGGUGCUACGGUCCUGAAAGGCAGAAUGGAAUUGUUACUUUGACCCACGAUAUCACACGGUUCAUUCAUAUUCAUAUUCAUAUUCCGCUUUUUAUUGUUUUGAGAGCCAGAGACUUUUCAGUGACGCUCGCCGCAACACACCACUGGAAUUACAAUCAUGAACUUUGUUGUUUAUUCGGUACAAUUAUUGUUUGCGGCUCUUCUUCAUCUUUCUGCUGUCAAGGCUGCCCACAUACCCAAAGAAGGGGGGAAGAGCAAAAAUGAGGUGAUUCCCUUCAUGGAUGUGUAUAAAAAGAGUGCGUGUAAGACCCGAGAGAUGCUGGUAGACAUCAUUCGGGAGUAUCCUGACGAGAUCGAUCACACCUACAUCCCGUCCUGUGUGGUUCUCAUGCGCUGUGCAGGCUGCUGCAAUGACGAAGCACUCGAGUGUGUCCCUACAGAGACGCGCAACGUCACCAUGGAGGUACUGCGAGUCAAACAACGUGUAUCACAGCAUAAUUUUCAACUGAGUUUCACAGAACACACCAAGUGUGAAUGCAGGAAAAAAGAAGAAGUCAAAUCAAAGAAAGAAAACCACUGUGAGCCUUGCUCAGAGAGAAGAAAGCGCUUGUAUGUGCAGGACCCUCUCACCUGUAAAUGUUCCUGCAAAUUCACACAAUUGCAAUGCAAGGCCAGACAACUUGAGUUAAAUGAAAGAACUUGCAGAUGUGAAAAACCAAGAUGAUGAGCGGAGCACUGGGAAGAACAAUAAAUGAAGGAUAUUUCUAUUUUUAUGUUUAUGGCACAGCACUUUUGAACCUGAGGAUGCAUUCCCUGGAUGAACUGUUAACACUACCCUGAACAAAAGACAGAAAAUGAGAUGAGGGCAGGAGAUAUCAUCCCAAUGUCUAUUUUUAAGAUAAUU
This is a messenger RNA of Carassius carassius (crucian carp), 1405 nucleotides long. RefSeq names its product vascular endothelial growth factor A-A-like. Bases 659 to 1225 code for a protein of 188 amino acids. Lineage: Eukaryota; Metazoa; Chordata; Actinopteri; Cypriniformes; Cyprinidae. Gene Ontology annotation, cellular component: membrane. Gene Ontology annotation, molecular function: growth factor activity; vascular endothelial growth factor receptor 1 binding; heparin binding. Gene Ontology annotation, biological process: vascular endothelial growth factor receptor signaling pathway; induction of positive chemotaxis; response to hypoxia. The record is from RefSeq and is a predicted model, not a curated record. The transcript is spliced from 7 exons.